AUGGCCACAGAGUUCGACGAUGUCCUGACAAAUCAGCCAGUCGUCAUCGACAACGGUUCUGGCAAUAUCAAAGCAGGUUUCGCGGGCGAGGAGCAGCCAUCAUGCUAUAUCCCAUCAUUGCAACACCCUCGCGUCAUGGCAGGUGCUAUUCAGGACAACCUCUUCAUUGGACGGCGAGCUCAAGAAUUCAGAGGAUUGCUCAAAAUCAAGUAUCCUAUGGAACAUGGCGUCGUGCAGGAUUGGGACGAUAUGGAACGGAUAUGGGGAUGGGUUUAUGGAGAGGGGUUGAAGGCUUUGAGUGAAGAGCACCCUGUACUUUUAACAGAAGCACCUUUGAAUCCCCGUCAGAAUCGUGAUAUUGCUGCUCAGAUAUUCUUCGAGACCUUUAACGUUCCAGCCUUCUUUACCUCGGUACAGGCCGUGCUUUCCCUCUACUCUUCUGGUAGAACAACAGGUAUUGUCCUCGACUCUGGCGACGGCGUGACACAUGCCGUUCCCGUAUUCGAGGGCUUCUCUAUGCCCCAUGCCGUUCGCCGUAUCGACCUCGCCGGUCGAGACAUUACCGACCACCUUCAGCUUCUCCUCCGCAAGUCAGGGCACAACCUGCAUACCUCCGCAGAGAAAGAAGUUGUUCGCACAAUCAAGGAAAAGACGUGUUAUCUGGCGAUGAAUCCGGUCAAGGAGGAAAAGGACCAAGGAGGCGCAUGGGAAGAGUUUAGGCUGCCAGACGGAAAGGUCAUACAGCUUGGGACGGAAAGGUUUCUGGCGCCAGAGAUCCUAUUCAACCCAGAGAUUGUGGGGCAAGAGUACCCAGGUGUGCAUCAGGUGAUUGUCGAUUCUAUUAACCGUACCGACCUGGACCUUCGUAAAUCUCUUUUCAGCAAUAUCGUCCUUUCUGGAGGAUCCACCCUCUGCACAGGCUUUGGUGACAGAUUACUCAAUGAAGUCAAGAAGCUGGCUCUGAAGGAUGUCAAGCUCAAGAUCUAUGCUCCUCCCGAACGAAAGUACUCUACAUGGAUCGGAGGAAGUAUCCUUGCUGGUCUUAGCACGUUCAAGAAGAUGUGGGUGUCGGCAGACGAGUAUAAGGAAGAUCCGGAUAUUAUCCACAAAAAGGCGUUCUAA
Cryptococcus wingfieldii CBS 7118 is the source of this 1122-nucleotide messenger RNA. RefSeq names its product actin-2. Lineage: Eukaryota; Fungi; Basidiomycota; Tremellomycetes; Tremellales; Cryptococcaceae. The transcript has 8 exons. The record is from RefSeq and is a predicted model, not a curated record. Bases 1 to 1122 code for a protein of 373 amino acids.